CUUCAUAAAUGGGCAUGUCACCCAUCACUCCACUCAUUCCAAGACAUUCAUCUCUCAAGCAUCUUCAGCCAAUUACAUCUCCAUAACAGAGAACAUGUCUGGGGUGAUUGCAAUUCCCCAGGCGACACCAGCCACGACUACUAAAAAGAGAUCCAAGCCCAAGAAGACUGGACCCACCGUAUCUGACCGCAUCCUGAAGGUUAUGUCAGCAUCCAGUGACCGAAGUGGUGUGUCUCUUGCGGCUCUCAAAAAGUCUUUGGCAGCCAGCGGCUAUGAUGUUGUGAAGAACAACGCCCGACUCAAACUGGCUGUCCGGCGUUUGGUGGCCAAAGGAUAUCUUCUGCAGCCUAAGGGCACUGGGGCAUCCGGCUCUUUCAAAAUUAACAAAAACAAAGCUGUGGCUAAAAAGAAAAAACCUAUCAAGAAUAAAGUCAAGAAGGUGGGGGCCAAGAAGGUCAGGAGAGCGUCACCCAAGAAGGCAGCGGGCGCCAAGAAGUCCCCAAAGAAAACCAAAAGGAAGAGUCCCAAGAAGGCCAAAAGACCUGCUGCAGCAAAAAAGCCCAAGAGCCCCAGGAAGACCAAGCGCAGACUCGCCAAAUCCACCCGGGCUAAAGCUACACCUAAGAAAUAGGCCUACGGUAGACCUACUCGAUCAGUUACUCGUGGAAGACCGUGGAAUUUAUUCUCCCUGAACAGCUUAAGAGGCCUCAAGCGCAUUUGUACAUCCGAAGAAUCCAUCUCAUGAACUUUAAUAAGUUUGCUUAGCAGUUUAUUUUUGUCCUAACAGUGGAUUUUUUUUUUUUUUUACAGUGCUGACACUGUUACCUAUCUUGCGCUUUUAAUGAAUGUGGAGAUAGGGGAGGCUCAUGGAUAUUAUUGUUUAAAAAAACAAUAAAUAUUUUUUGAAAAAACAAUUAAAUUAUUUAAUUUAAAUUGUUGAAUGUUUUAUUGUGGAAUCAAUGAAUUUAACCUAUAUUGGCCUACUUUGAAUAGUAAAUGAAUGAUUACA
Oncorhynchus mykiss (rainbow trout) is the source of this 1009-nucleotide messenger RNA. Its product is annotated as histone H1-like. Gene Ontology annotation, molecular function: DNA binding; structural constituent of chromatin. Gene Ontology annotation, cellular component: nucleosome. Gene Ontology annotation, biological process: nucleosome assembly. The record is from RefSeq and is a predicted model, not a curated record. NCBI's taxonomy places the organism in Eukaryota, Metazoa, Chordata, Actinopteri, Salmoniformes, Salmonidae.